Molecule: messenger RNA, 1737 nt
Organism: Podarcis muralis (Common wall lizard)
Lineage: Eukaryota; Metazoa; Chordata; Lepidosauria; Squamata; Lacertidae
Source: RefSeq, a predicted model, not a curated record
AUGCGAGCAGAGCUGACUUCCUUCAAACACCAUCCCAAUGAGGCAGUGAUUGAAGAGUCUGUUGUACUGACUAAGAACUACCAACAUGUCCUGGCCUUGGCAUUUGCCGUAAAGCAAAUCAACGAAAACAGCCACCUCCUACCUAAUGUCACGUUGGGCUUCCAUAUCUACGACACCACUUUCAAUACAAAGCAGACCUAUCAUGCCACCUUAAAACUUCUGAGCACAAGCAGAAGGCUUAUCCCCAACUACAAAUGUGACACCUGGAACAAUCUGGUUGCAGUCAUUGGGGGACUUGAAUCUGAAACGUCUCUUCAUAUUGCUACCAUCAUACAGAUCUAUAAUAUUCCACAGGUGACCUACGGCUCUGCUCCAGAUAUGAGUGAUGAAUUCAAGGGGCUUUCCUUCUACCAGAUGGUCCCAAAUGAAAACUUUCAGUACACAGGAAUUCUGAAGUUACUUUUGCAUUUCAGGUGGACAUGGCUCCACCACUUUUUACAGAGUAUUUCAUUCAACAACAGUGCUGGGGACAAAAUUUCCUUUGAUCACAAUGGGGCCCUGGAAGCUGGAUUUGACAUUGUCAACUGGAUCACAUUCCCAAAUCAAUCCUUCCUCAGAGUGAAAGUUGGAAAAGUGAAUCUCCAGACUCCCGUAAAAGAAUUCACUAUUAAUGAGUCUACUAUUACAUGGCACAUUGGAUUUAACCAGACAUUGCCUAUUUCUGUGUGUACAGACAGUUGCCAUUCUGGUUAUCACAAAAAAAGAAUAGAAGGGGUGCCAUUUUGCUGCCAUGAUUGCAUCCCAUGUCCAGAAGGGAAGAUUUCUAACCAGAAAGACAUGAACGACUGUUUCUGGUGCCCAGAAGAUCGUCACCCAAAUGAAGAUCAGGAUUUUUGCACUCCCAAAGCUGUAAGCUUCCUGGCUUUUGAAGAGCCCUUGGGAAUCAGCUUAAUCACUUGUGCUCUUUCAUGUUCUUUAAUCACAGCUCUUGUGCUCGUGGCAUUUAUGAAGUUUCAUGACACUCCUAUUGUCAAAGCUAACAACAGGAAUCUUACCUACCUUCUCCUUCUCUCCCUCCUGCUCUGCCCCCUCUGUGUAUUGCUCUUCAUUGGCAGACCUUGGAUACUGGGGUGUGUAUUCCGACAAACUGCCUUUGGCAUCAUCUUCUCCAUGGCUGUUUCUUCUGUAUUGGCAAAAUCUGUCACUGUGGUUCUGGCUUUCAUGGCCACCAAGCCUGGUUCUAAAAUGAGGAAAUGGGUGGGGAAAAGACUAGCUAGCACCAUUGUUCUUUCCUGCUCCCUUAUACAAACAGGUAUUUGUGCUAUAUGGCUGGCAACCUCUCCCCCAUUCCCAGAUGUUGACAUGCAUUCUGUGACUGAGGAAAUUAUACUAGAAUGCAAUGAAGGGUCUGUGACUAUGUUUUACUGUGUCUUGGGGUACUUGGGUUUCCUGGCCAUUGUUAGCUUCACUGUGGCUUUCUUCGCCAGGAAGUUGCCUGACAGUUUCAACGAAGCCAAGUUUAUCACAUUUAGUAUGUUGAUAUUUUGCAGUGUUUGGUUAUCUUUUGUCCCAACCUACCUGAGCACCAAGGGAAAAUACAUGGUGGCUGUGGAAAUUUUUUCCAUCUUAUCAUCCAGUUUUGGCUUGCUGGGUUGUAUAUUUUUCCCGAAAUGCUACAUUAUUGUGCUGAGGCCUGAGCUGAACAAUAGGGAGCAACUCCUCAGGAAAAAAACCUGA